CCCAUGCGGAAGGGCCUUCGUUCAGCAAGGGAUGCAGACUUCUUUACAAAUUUUGUUGAAAACUUCGUGAAAAUUCCACCCAAACAAGACGUUUAACACAGUGACCAGCCAUGGCGCAGGCAGCGCUCAGUGACCAGGAGGAGAUGUGCACCAACUUCAGCUUCCCUUCCCAUGGCAACAAGAUCCUCCAGAGCCUGAACAAGCAGCGUCUGGACUCCUCUCUGUGUGACGUGACCAUCACGGUGCAGGGGCAGCAGUACAAGGCACACAAGUCUGUCCUGGCAGCCUACAGUCCCUACUUCCACGGCAUGUUCACCGUCAACUGGCUCUCCAGCGAGGGGGACCUCGUCAUGGAGCUGGACGGGGUGACGUCGCGUGCGUUCGACUCCCUCCUGAAGCUGAUCUACACGUCCGUCCUCACCGUCUCACCUGCCAUCAUCUCCGAGGUCGUAUCCGCGGCGACGUACCUGGACAUGCCGGACGUCGUGGCCGUCUGUAACCAGUACAUGGACAAAAACCUCGCGCUGAAAACCGCCGCCGCCAGAAAGGACUACAGCACGGGCCCUGCUGGGUUGGAAGUCGGGGACUCUGAUGAUGAUGAUGAUGUGGACACGGAGCCGGCCAUCUUUGCCAACGCAGAAGACGACUGGACGGUCAACCUGCAGGACAUCAGCUCAGCCGCACGGACAGGGGAGGCAGGUAUGAAGCCUGCGGGGGCAGAAGAGACGGUUUCGGAGCCGCCCAAGCCGAAGAAGAAGCGGCGCUGGAAGGACGAGCACGGUUCGUUCCAGUGCGAGACGUGCGGGAAGCUGUACACCUCGCGGGCGUCCUACAGGCAGCACAUGUACGGGCACCGCAGCGGCAAGAAACACACAUGCAUGGUGUGCAGUAAGCGGUUCACGUACGCGUCGCACCUGCAGACCCACAUGUCUGUCCACUCGCUGGACCGGCCGCACAAGUGUCCGCAGUGUCCCGCCAGCUUCAAGAGGAAGGACCAGCUCAAGUUCCACCUCAGGAUCCACUCGGGCUUCAGACCCUACCAGUGCAAGCUGUGUGAGAGGAACUUCUACCACUCAGGGUCCUACAAUGAACACAUGAAGGUCCACACGGGGACAAAGGCUCACCACUGCCGCUACUGUAACCGGGGGUUCACCAGCCGUAACAACAUGCUGCGUCAUCAGUCACUGCACCAGGCCGAUGGCAAGUUCAAGGUGGCCUACAAAUGUAAGGAGUGCAAGGCCAAGUUCCCCACCAGGAAGAUGGUCGCCCUGCACCAGAAACAGGAGCACGGUGACAAGAAGUGCUUCGUCUGCGGAGAGAUGUGUAAGGGUGGGAGGGACGGUCUGAUCGAGCACACGAGAUUCCUGCAUUCUGGGGAGAAAAAACGUCUUGCCGACGGAAACAGCGCGUCCGGAACACAGCCUAGCGUUUCCUACCAAUGUGACAUGUGUGAGAACGUGUUUAACACGAGGGCGGACUUAGUAGAACACGUGAAGACGCACGCGAGUGAUCCGCUGCUGAAGUGCCCGUACUGUCAGGAGAGGCACCGGGGCACCUACAGGCUGAAUGUGCACAUGAACAUGCACGCCGGACAGAGGAUGAUGGUGCCCAAAGUGGACACCAGCGGCGGCGCGAUCGUUAUCGUCAUGCCGGGAGGAACGCAGGGACAGGAGGGUGAUCAUGAGACGUUAAAGAGUUCACAGGACGUGGAGGAGACGACUGCAGAAACUUCAGCAGCAGAGAAGGUGGUGGUACCUGAAGGAGGGAAAGUCUGUCUGUUGGAGGACGUUCCAGAGAGUCCAGAUAAGGAGGAAGGGGCCAAGACAGGCAGAGGAAAACGGGUCUCCCGACCCUCCCUGUCCCCGGGUUACCGACCCAUCCUCCCCAGCAGUGCUAUGAACCCACCUUCUAGCAGAGGAAAACGCGUCUCCCGACCCUCCGUGUCCCCAGGCUACCGACCCAUCCUCCCCAGCAGUGCCAUGAACCCACCCGGCACCACCCCGGUCCGACCCAGGACUCAGCAGCCCAUUAUCAUACUACAGGGCCAGGCGGGGGUGAUGCAGCAGCCUGUGGUUAUGGCACUGCCCCCAACAUCACCCGGUCUCGUCAUGAUGCCGAGACAACAUGUGGGAGGGAUGGUAGUCCCACAACAGACUGGCAAUGUUGUCUUGGCUGCUAAACCUGGACAGUAG
Messenger RNA from Branchiostoma belcheri (Belcher's lancelet), 2192 nucleotides. RefSeq names its product zinc finger and BTB domain-containing protein 17-like. The transcript is spliced from 11 exons. The record is from RefSeq and is a predicted model, not a curated record. Gene Ontology annotation, molecular function: DNA-binding transcription factor activity, RNA polymerase II-specific; protein binding; RNA polymerase II cis-regulatory region sequence-specific DNA binding. Bases 111 to 2192 code for a protein of 693 amino acids. Gene Ontology annotation, biological process: regulation of transcription by RNA polymerase II. Lineage: Eukaryota; Metazoa; Chordata; Leptocardii; Amphioxiformes; Branchiostomatidae.